Molecule: messenger RNA, 5995 nt
Organism: Patiria miniata (bat star)
Lineage: Eukaryota; Metazoa; Echinodermata; Asteroidea; Valvatida; Asterinidae
Product: carbohydrate-responsive element-binding protein-like
Exons: 18
Coding region: 126-3479 (1117 amino acids)
Biological process (GO): regulation of transcription by RNA polymerase II
Cellular component (GO): nucleus
Molecular function (GO): protein dimerization activity; RNA polymerase II cis-regulatory region sequence-specific DNA binding; DNA-binding transcription factor activity, RNA polymerase II-specific
Source: RefSeq, a predicted model, not a curated record
CUAGCAGGUACUAGAAAGCUGUGACGUAAAACACCGGCGACAAAAUGGCGGAUUAUUCCACGAAACGUGCCUCCUCCUGUUUAGUCUGGAUGUGACAAAAGUUUUUACGCAAAUAACCACCAAAAAUGACACGGCGUGACGGAGACGCCACCAUCAAAAUGACAAGAAUGGACCAGCAAGAGCCAGGACCUAGGAAAUACUCGCUUGGGACUGAAAGUGAGGGCAAAACUUCACCACAGCCGGCGCCGUCGUCGACGGGGUCAAAGCACCGGCAUGAUCGCGACAGUCUGCGGUCAACUUCCAACUCGCUGCCGGGCUCAAGGGCCUCGUCACGGCCCGGAUCACGCAUGGCGUCCCGGACAAACAGCCAGGAGUCCAUAAUUGAUCUUUUCGAUGGCAUGACACUGGCUUAUGGUCGGAAUGGUCAUGAAGGAAAAGGGUUCCAGCUUAUCUCUCCUAAGCCCAGAGACCUCCCUCACCAAAGGUGGACAUGGACCGACAAGUUGCGCAUCAAUAGUGCCAUCUGGAGGGCAUGGCACAUCCAAUUUGUGAAAGGCAAGAAACCGAUUGGAUGUCACUUUGAACCGCGACUUCCUGAAUCCCGACCCACACUGCAGGCGGAUGCAAUUCAGAGUGGCCGGGGGACUACUGGCAGCAUUCAGUACAACCAAUCACAGGUCGGCUCUGUCGUCAGGGACUAUAGACGAUGGCGUCUCUACCACAUGGACACCGGCAAGCCUGGGACGACCUCCUCCUCUCAAGGGGAGCCUGCAGAGAACCCAGAAGACAAGGCCUUCAAUUUGGACUCACGCCACCCACCCCUGUCCCCGAUGGCAGCCCGCACACUCCUUAACGAUGACCUGUCCAAGGACUUCUACGAUACGCUGUUCAUCAGCAAGAAGAAGUACUUCUCAGUUCCCCAUCCCAAGAAAAUUGCCCGCCAUGUCUACAAUGCCGAUAUCUUGCAGCCAGGGCUGAUGCAGCUGGAACCAGACUUUGAUGAUGAUUUCAUGGAUACAUUGGACUCCCUACAAGAUACGUUUUGCAAGACCCCUACCAAGGUAGAUCUGCGUAGUCUGAUUGAGUUCAAUGAUGGUCUGCUCUGUACGGAUAGCAUGAGCGCCUUCGCUGACUCAUUCUUCGGCCCGCUCACGACCGUGAGUGAGGAGACUAGCGAUGCACAGCAGGAUCCCAUCCCGGUAUCAGCCAGCAUGGCCCCCUACCCCGUGGCAAUCACGCCCAAUCCAGCCAACGUGGCCCGCAAUCUUACCUUCCCAUCCUUCUCGGUCGCUCCAUCGGCAAGUACUCCAGGGACGUCCUCCUGUCAGUUCUGGGGCCAGCCCGGCUACCAAGUCACUGCUGGUAAGCAGUCGCAGGCCGGUGGUGCUUUCCCCAAGCAAGCCACAGGCGCUGGUGCUUCUCCAGUGUCAGUGGUCUACACGUCUGGGGCAGUCUUUGACCAGAUGCCGCCCAUCUUGGAAGUAUCGGGUGCUGGUGCUGGAGGUAUGACGAUGAUGGUGGAUUCGACCCCUUACCCUAAGCCACAGAUUAGCUGUAUUUCGUCUACCCAUUCACAGGUGUAUUCCACAGCAAUUGCCAAGCAGGAGCCAUACAGUCCACCAAUGGCUACCAGUCCUCAGACCAUGAACACUGGAGUGGACAUCAACGAUGCUCUUGAUAUAAUAGCUGCUCAGUUACAACAGCAGCAGCAGCAGCAGCAGCAGCAGCAACAACAACAACAGCAACAACAGCAACAACAACAAUAUAAACAGUUGCAGCAGCAAGCCCAGAAUGCUUCUGUUGUCGGCAUGAGCCACACCAGUUGGUCUGGCAGUAGUCAGAAAGGACAGCUACAGCCCACCUCGCAGACUUACACCAUGCCAAUGGAAUCCACUAACUGGCCCAACUCCAACCUGCCUCAGGCCCUACCUUCCUCAGGCGUGAACUGGUCCUUAGCUGGGGGUACGCCAGAUGUUUCCAUCACUAUGGGUGGAUUCCCACAAGGCAUCAUGUCUCAAGGAGGCCUGUCAAGCUCCAAUAUGGCAUUUAUCCAGAAUGCAGGCGGCCUGCCCCAUGUGAUGAUUGCUGAUACCAUGGCACCAAUGGACCAAAACAUAAUCCUUGGUGCAGCGUAUUCCCAACAAAAUAACACAGCACAAUCAAGCACACACAGCACACCGGGCCACGGAACACCAGGUCACACAACACCAGGUCACAGAACACCGGGCCAUGUAACUCCAGGCCACAGAACACCAGGGCAUGUUACACCAGGUCACAAGACACCGGGACAUGUGACUCCGGGUCAUGUGACACCUGGCCACAUGACUCCAGGCCAUGUGACUCCAGGCCAUGUGACACCAGGCUAUGUAACCCCAGGUCAUGUGACCCCAGGUCAUGUGACCCCAGGCCAUGUGACCCCAGGUCAUGUGACCCCAGGUUAUGUAACCCCGGGACCACUGACACCACAGAUGGAUGAAAGCAUGGAGUUUGAAGAGUUUCCAUUUCCAUCCACGCCCAAGUCCGGCAGUAGCACAUCGUCAUAUAAGACAAAAAGAGAGCGCCCUCGCAGUCGGAAGAAUUCCCAUGACCGCAGUCCACGCGUCAGCCAGGUCGGGUUCACCGACUCGGCCUCCUAUGCCAGUUAUAUGGGAAAGUCUGAGGCCAAAGAUCUUGGCAUGCCUAGCCCAUCAGAGAUGUCUGUAACCCCCUUCCUCCCGUCAUCCGGCCAUCCGUCCAACGUGUCUAGUGCGGCAUCCUCCCCUGGCAGCGUAACAGAAGGCACAGAAUUUGAGUUCCCCACACCUCAAGCUAAACGGAGAAAGACACCAGACAGCAAUGGAGAAAAGGAAAGUCGCCGGAGGUACAAGCACCUACAAUCUGAGCACAAGCGUCGCUUCAACAUCCAGUCAGGAUUGGAUGAGAUCCAGAGGGUGGUGCCCGGCCUGCGGAAUACCAGCGACUCCAACAAAAGCAGUACGGCCACCAUGCUGCAGAAAGCCCAUGAGCAUAUAGUGCUUUUGAAGGCAGAAUUGAAAGACAUGAGGAACGAUGCUGAGAAACUCCGUGAGGAAGUACAGGCGCUCAACACCGAAAUAGACUCAUGUCAAGAUGAGUUACCAGAUAGCGGGGCACCAGUCACUGCCCAGAGCGACCGGCAGCUGCACCAGAUGAUGGACACCUACACCCACCAGAAAAUGAGGGAAAACUGGACAUUCUGGAUCUUCAGCCUGAUAGUCCGCCCAUUGUUUGAGACAUACCUGUCAGCUGUUAGCUCUUCCCACAUCAGCGACUUUGACCAGACCGUCCAGGACUGGACUGAAGAACACUGCAGAUUGAAACCCCUUAGGAAAUUGGUGACAGCAGCAUUAACCAAAGUUAGCCGAGAAACAUCUAUCCUGAUGGAUCCUGCUUCCCUCCCAACUCAGAUCAAAGAAAUCAUCUCGAAAGACAACGACCGGGGCCCACACGGCAAGACAUAACAACAAGCCCCUGCACAGAGUAUUUUCUCAACUUCUAAUUUAUUUUUUACACAUUUCUUGCUUCCCUUUUUAAGAAAAUGAAAUAAAAUUAGCAUUAAAGCCUGAAUUAGAACCACUAUUGUAUUAUAUGCCACCGAGCCAUGAAGUAAAGCAUGCACCACAGAAGUAGAAGAAGCCGGGGAGGUCUUUUGCUCGUAGCUGCCGCCAAGUGAAGGUCAUUGGUUGAAAAUAAUAGAUCCAAUUGGUGCUCACUAUUUAUUCGUUACUUGGUUGUUUGUAUCAUCGGUAAUGAGCCUCUGUACUGAUGACGUCACACUUUGUUUGCAUGUGCACUUUCCUGUGGAGCCAGUGGGGUCCACGGUCCACUGAGCACCAUAGGAAAGCACAUGCGUAAACAAAGUAUUACGUCAUCAGUACAGAGGCUUAUUGCAUUCUAGAACUUCUGGGGUCAAAUUUGAAAUACAAAAGUCAAUAUGACUUGUUCAUGAAUGAUCUUGCAAUCGAUUUAUUUUCAAAGAUAGAAACAUUUAUUGGAAAUGAUAGUAUACAUUUAUUUGUGCCAUGUGGAUUAAUCAAUUUUUUAAAAAUACGAUUUGUAUUUGAAUCGCAUGAUAUGCUGCAUUAUUUAUAUGUGUUGGCGAGAAGGUGAGGUGGACAUUGUUAAACUGGUUAGGUAAAUUACUGCUGCAUUGUGGAAAUUUGAUCCCAAGAUUAUAAAUAUUGGUAAUCGCCUCAGCUGCUGAGGUCAGGAAAGUUUUCCUUUAGAAAGUAACAUUUUUAUGUAGCUAGAAUUAAGAAGUGGCAACAAUGGGCAGGUGGCCACAAUGGGCAGGUGGCCACAAUGGGCAGGCGGCUACAGUGACAAGUGGCCACAAAGUACAGGUGGCCACAAAGUACAGGUGGCCACAAAGUACAGGUGGCUACAAUGGACAGGUGGCCACAAUGGACAGGUGGCCACAAUUGGCAGGUGGCUACAGUGACAAGUGGCCACAAAGUACAGGUGGCCACAAAGUACAGGUGGCCACAAAGUACAGGUGGCUACAAUGGACAGGUUGCCACUAUGGACAAGUGGCCACACUGGUAAAUCUGUUUGUGUAAUAUGAGCAAGUUAAUUUGCAUUGCUGUAUAUCAUCAACUUAUGCAGAUUAUUUGGUGUUGGGCCUAUCCAAGCCACAGUGCUUUGCCCAAUAGUACCAACAUGGCUGUAUCUGUGAGAAAAGGAUAGAUUACAAAUGAUUUUUGUUUCAGUAACAUAUGUGCAAACACCACUGUUAACAAGAUAAAGAACACUGCCACCUACAUGUAUGAGUUUAGGUACUCGUUCAAACAUAUCACCUGAAUCAAGCAUGGGCGUAAAUCGCACAGGGGAUGGGCAGGAUAUCUUUCUGCCCCCCCCCCCACACUUUUUUUUUACCGGGGGUGGGGUUGGGGUUGGAAAUUGGAUUCUCCAUGCGGAUUUUGAAACUUUCAACUGUCCAAAUUUAUGAAAUAGUUCAAAAACGGAGAAGAAACAGUUCAAAAGCUUUGAAUAUAUCAUUUCCAUGUAAGGUUAAGGGACGCAAGUUUGCAUUACAUGUCCUUUUUUUCAUGAACAGUGCCCCAGAGUGUCACAUUGUUAUCCCCUAUCUCUCUCCCCCCCCCUUCCUUCCCCCGCCGGGCAGUUUUAGGAUUUUGCGGUAUGGUCAUCCCUUGUCCCCCCACUCCCUGACACAGAUUCAUGCCACUGGAUUCAAAGGAAAAAUACCAUCAUUGAUAAUAGAAAUAUUUACAUUUUGAAGAGAAAAAUAUUUUCCAUUUUUACCUCUCAUAUAGUAGCAAAGUAGCCUGUAUCAGGCAUUUACUACACAUACCAUUUCUUUCAAUGUUCUGGGAACCAUUUCCAGAUCAGUAACUUCCAUAUGCAAGUGUUUGACUGUAACUAUUCUCUUUAAUACAAAUUAGUGCCGUGUGCUGUAUGUACAGUGUUUUUACUCAUGUAAACAAUUGUUCCCUCUCAUUGUACAUUAACAUCCAAGCACAAUUAGAAGAAAAAUCAUGCGAUUAAAGACUAUGGAAAACAUGGCACCAGGUUUAAGAUUCAUUUGCACACCUUGUAACGAUCCUAUCAAAUUCCAUAGAAAUAGUACAAAAUAAAUUUGAAUUUGAAAAACUGGAACAAAAUUGAAAUGACUUGUAGAGGUUUAAUUUUAAUUUGUUUUUCUUUUACUUUUGGUUGGAGUUGUGUGCAUGCUCAUGGUCUUAAGCGGAAGUUUUAGAAAUAAAGAAGGCGCUGUAUUUUGGUUUUUAAGUUACACUGUUCCAUUAAUGUCUUAGAAAUGUGGCAUAAUUAUUGUGUGCUAUGUAUAUGUCUAUAUUUAUGAAUUUUACAUGAAAUAUUUGGUGCAUGUGUGUUUGUGAGAUGAAAGUAUGGAUGUGCUAUCUUUGGAUGCUAUGUGUACAUUUGAUAGUGCUGAUGAUUAGUAGGGUGUAAUUUAUUGUUUGAAUAAAGAUGUGUUUUUAGAGUCACCCAAAACAAA